Messenger RNA from Armigeres subalbatus, 3511 nucleotides. Its product is annotated as toll-like receptor 6. Gene Ontology annotation, molecular function: protein binding. The transcript has 2 exons. The coding region runs from base 115 to 3432 and encodes 1105 amino acids. NCBI's taxonomy places the organism in Eukaryota, Metazoa, Arthropoda, Insecta, Diptera, Culicidae. The record is from RefSeq and is a predicted model, not a curated record.
CAAAGUGUGGCACAAACAGUCAUGUUUACACUUCGCAGUUGUGCAGUCAUCGGAGUCGGAACGGUAUUAUACUCUACAUCAGUGCCUUCGAGUUCGAUUUCGUCAUAGACGCAAAUGCUUGGUUUGAGACCCGCUGCGUUGCUCAUCACCAUAGGACUGCUACAGUGGAGCAUCUUCGCGAAUGAUAAGGUAUCAUCGUUAUCAGAUUGUAUCCAAGAGAGCGGGUUCCCGGAUCAGCUGCUGUUUCCCGAUGGCGCUCAAUCCUCCGUGGAAUGGUUAUCCAUAUCAGGAGUGCCUCAUACGUCACUGGAUUCGGUUAUUUUUGAGUGUUUCCCGAACUUAAAGCAUUUUUCGAUAAGUGGUUGUGAACUUUCGGUAAUCGACGGAAAUGCAUUUACAGGUGUCCCUUUUUUAUGGGCUUUGAAUAUGAGCAAAAACGAUUUAACGACUUUGUUUGACUAUGGAAAGCCUGUGUUAGAAGAGCUCAAUUUACUGAAUCGUCUAGAUUUAAGCUCGAAUCAGUUUCGGAUGUUGAACAUAGGUUCAUUUGGAGGUCUGCAUAAUCUAACAGAGCUAAUAAUAGCAGACAACCAACUGGAGUUGGUGUACGGAAGGACAUUUGAGGAUUUAGUUAGCCUACAAGCGCUGGAUUUGUCGCAAAACAGAAUUGAUUAUCUGCCGAGCUCAGUGUUUUCAUUCAAUGCAAAACUUAAAUAUCUUUCAUUGAGAAAGAAUCGGAUUAAAUAUUUAAGUGCAAAAGCAUUUCACGGAAUACACGAACUGGAAGAGCUGGAUUUAUCUGAAAAUGGGAUCGAUAUUCUGCCAAGAUCGCUUUUCAAGCCGCUGAAAAAGUUGAAAGUGCUGCUUCUGAACGGAAACGGAUUGGACUUCUUCCAGGAAUCGUUGUUUAACACAUUGGAAAAUUUAGAAUUUCUAAAUAUUGCGGGAAACCAAAUGGUUGAGCUUUAUCAAUCGAUCCUUAGGCCAAUGACAAAUCUCAGGCUAUUCAACGCGCAAGGUAAUAAGCUGACAUCGAUUCCGGACAACUUGUUCGAGUACAAUACAUUGUUGCAAGAUGUUAGUUUUAGUGACAAUGUUUUGGAACUGUUCCCUGAACAAAUGAUGGCACCACUGUUGCAAAUGAAAACCUUAGACUUAUCCAACAACCGCCUGGGAAGCUCGGUAAAACUUGUAUUUUCCAACUUCACACACGUCAAUCUGUAUCUUAGUGGAAAUAAAAUCUCUAAUCUUAGAGUAACAGGUAAUGUGACGUACAUAACAUUGUCGUAUAACAAGGUGGAAGUGGUGUCAAAAGAUAAUUUCGAAUCAAACGGUAACCUUCUCAAUCUACAUUUGGACCAUAACAAUAUAGUGAAGGUUGAUCCGGAUUCAUUCUCACAGUUGUCAUAUUUAGAAGAGCUGAACUUAAGUUUUAACCUUAUUGGUGACAUCCAACAGGUCCAUCUUAGAAACUUGACGUCCCUUAGAUAUCUGGAUUUAACAAAUACCCUCUUGAGAAGCCUCCCGGAAAAAUUGUUUGCAUCUCAGAACCUUCUUCAUACUUUAAGGAUCGGAGACAAUAUGUUAGAGAACCUACCGGGCUCGAUUUUUCUUGGAUUGGAGAACCUUCAAUACCUUAGCCUUGAAAACAACAGACUUGGAAACUUAUCGAGUAAUUUGUUCCAAUCUAAUUCUAAACUGAAGAGCUUAUAUCUGCAUGACAACGAGCUGGAUCAUAUAACCGAUGGGUUGUUCGAUGGACUAGGCAGUUUGGAAAUGUUAGCCUUACACAACAAUCGUAUCUGGAAGAUCAACGAUCGAGCCCUCAGUGGAUUGAGUAAUGUGGAAAGGAUCGGAUUGCAUAAUAACCACAUUUAUUCGCUUAGUUCAAACGCAUUUCGAGGACUGUUGCUGUUGAAAGUUGUUCACUUGUACGACAAUCGCAUCAUGGAGCUAGCGGCCAACUUAUUUGAAGAUAACAUCCUUCUGGAAGAAGUUGUACUUAGAAAUAAUCUGAUAUCAACCGUUCCACAACGAACAUUCCGUUACUUGACAAAACUACAAAUCCUGGAUCUAUCUGGAAACAAAAUAAAGAAAUUUGAUACACAGACCAUCCAGCAGUGCGAAAUGCUUCGAGAGCUUUGGCUGGGCGGAAAUGAGAUAAGCGAAAUAUCUCUAAAAGGCUCAGGAAACUUGGAAAUGUUGGAUCUGAGUAAAAACAAAAUUUCUGAAUUUAAGAACGAGACAUUUCAAACUUUGAUAUCUUUGAAGCGAUUGUAUUUGGGAAACAACAGAAUAAGUACUAUUUCUGCAGCACAUUUCAGUCGACUUGUCAACUUACGAGUUCUCUCAAUGUUCAACAACAACUUGAAAUCGUUACAAAACGAUCUGUUUGUGACCAACAAAGUUCUCGAAGAACUGUUUUUGGACGGAAAUGAGAUAUCAAAUAUUUCAGUAGAUGCCUUCAAUGGGCUUGGUCGUUUAAAAAUUUUAUAUUUAUCCAAGAACAAGUUGUCAGAGAUUCCAAGUGGAGUUUUUAAUUCCUUGGUUGCCCUCGUAGAACUAAAGCUAGAUCGAAAUGCUUUAUCGGAACUCCCAACACUGCUAUUACGACAGCAAAAAGCCCUCGAAUUUCUUUGUUUGUCGGAAAACUUGCUCAGUUUUGUUCCAGAAGAUCUAAUCGAUGGCAACCCGAACCUAAAGAUCCUCGAGCUCAACGAAAACCAACUAACAAGCAUUCCGGAGCACUUUUUCUUCCACGUUCUACUACUAACCGAACUUUAUCUGGAAAACAACUUCAUUGAAGAACUACCGGAGCAUAUGUUUGUGAAAAAUGCGCAAUUGAAAAUUCUUAACAUUGCCGGAAACGCCAUCACUCAGUUUGACAUUCUCAAAACGGGAUUCGCGGAAAGCCUCCAAAUUCUGGACAUACAGGACAACCGUCUUCAUUUGAUUCAAAUUUCUCGCAACCUCAUCAAGCUGUUCGCCCAAGAAAACCAAAUUGAUAACGUAUUCAUCGAACAGUCCUCUUUCCAUCAGUUGGAAGUUCUAUUUCUGUCCGGCAACAACCUGCAAAGAGUGGACAAGUUGUUCAAACUAAUUCGCCUAAAGUCGUUGGAUCUUUCUAGGAAUCAAAUUGCCGAACUGGACAUAAGUCGACUGUACAAGCUUCCUUACCUGGUGGAGUUGAACGUUUCAAAAUCGGAAAUCGAGCAGCUAACCGGAGUGCUUCAUAAGCAGCAUAUCAACCUAGUUUCGCUGGAUCUGACAGGAAAUAACAUCGUACAUUUCGAUAACUUUAUUCCCAUCUUCUUCACAUCACUGCUGCGGUUGGGAGUAGCGGAGAAUCCUUUCGUGGAUCAGGAGUUUUUCGACAAUAUUGAACUGCUGAGGAGUAUAUAUGCGGUGUCGGAAAAUUUUGAGCUGUUUUAGAGUAAGCCUCACGCCUAGCGUGUGUAGAUUUUUAAAAAUAUGUUAAUAUUUGGCAGAAUAUAGAAAUGAAAAAUCGUAA